CCCCCCCCUCUCUCUCUCUCUCUCUCUCUCUCUCUCUGCAAAUACAAUUUUCAUGCAAAAUGAGUUCGCCAGGUGACGUGCCCAGAUGGAAGCCAAGUGCUAGCUCAACAAGAAAGGAGAAUGAUCAUGAUCCAGACACAGAAAGCUUGGCUUCUGAGGAAGAAGUACACGUAAUCUCCGACAAGAUGGAGCCGAAUUUCCCAUUUAGCACGGGUUUGGGAAGCCUGAACGCCGGUCUCAACAAGGGGUAUCAGAGCAGUCCUAACAAUUUGCCUCCUCAUACUGAAGCCAUUGAAGCACCUCCGUUGGAUUCGCAGAUCGGGAGAUCGCUGGAUGUGGAGCUGAAUCACUCCAAGCAACCACUGAUCCAAGAUGACUCGGUAAUGAGGCUUAAUAACUAUCUGGGAGAAGUGGGUUAUAGAGGAAAUGGUAUUUUCUUGACUUGGAGGGAUUUGUCGGUGACGGUGCCGGGGAACAAAGGUGGCCGGCGGUCCAUUUUGGAAGAAGUCAACGGUUAUGUUGAGCCCGGCGAGGUUUUGGCUGUCAUGGGUCCUUCCGGCUGUGGCAAGUCAACACUUCUUGAUGCAUUAGCAGGGAGAUUAGGUUCAAAGACAAAGCAGACAGGAGAGAUCCUCAUCAAUGGCCGCAAGCAAACCCUAGCAUUCGGCACUUCGGCCUACGUGACACAAGAUGACACCUUGAUGACAACACUAACGGUACAAGAAGCCGUGUACUACUCAGCCCAGCUCCAGCUUCCAGACUCCAUGUCAAGGGCCGAGAAGAAGCAAAGGGCAGAGGCCACAAUCAAAGAGAUGGGUUUGCAGGACGCCAUCAACACCAGGAUCGGCGGCUGGAGCUCCAAAGGCCUUAGUGGCGGACAGAAGAGGCGAGUUAGCAUUUGCAUUGAGAUCUUGACACGCCCCAAGCUUCUCUUCCUCGACGAGCCCACCAGUGGCCUAGACAGUGCUGCUUCUUAUCAUGUCAUGAAUCGGAUCAUCAAGCUUGCCCAACAAGACAGAAGGACUGUGAUUGCGUCCAUCCAUCAGCCCAGCAGUGAAGUCUUCGAGCUCUUUCACAAUCUCUGCCUUCUCUCCUCUGGUAGGCUGGUCUAUUUUGGUUCCACUUCGGCGACGAACGAGUUUUUCUCUUUAAAUGGCUUCCCAUGUCCAACCAUGAGGAACCCGUCUGAUCACUAUCUCAGAACCAUCAACAAGGACUUCGAUAAUGAUGUUGAACAAGGACUAGGCCAAAGUAUGACUACUGUACAGGUUAUCGAUGUUCUUGUUAAAUCAUACAAGUCAUCCAAGUAUUUGCAACAAGUUCAAGAACGAGUGUAUGGGAUAUGCCAACAGAAAGGGGAAACGCUGGAGAAGGGGGGAAGUCAAGCGGGAUUCAUUACUCAGAGCCUUGUUUUGACAAGGAGGUCUUUUGUGAACAUGUAUCGAGAUCUGGGCUAUUACUGGCUUCGUCUAGCAAUUUACAUCGCCUUGUGCUUGUGUGUUGGGACCAUCUUCUACAACAUUGGAUCUAGUUUUGGCUCCAUUCAAGCUAGAGGAUCGAUGCUCAUGUUUGUGGCAUCAUUCUUGACUUUCAUGGCGAUCGGUGGAUUCCCUUCUUUUGUAGAGGAUAUGAAGAUUUUCACCAGAGAAAGGUUAAACGGUCACUAUGGCGUUGGCGCUUUCGUCGUUGGAAACACACUGUCUUCCAUCCCGUACUUGUUUCUCAUCUCUGUACUACCCGGAGCAAUGGCCUAUUACCUCGUCGGACUUCAGAAAACGCUCGACCAUUUCCUCUGCUUCGCUCUUGUACUUUUCGCCUGCAUGUUGUUGGUGGAGAGCCUGAUGAUGAUCGUCGCAAGCGUCGUUCCAGAUUUUCUCAUGGGCAUCAUAACUGGAGCUGGAAUCCAGGGCGUGAUGAUGCUGAACGGAGGCUUCUUCCGGUUACCAAACGAUCUUCCUGAGCCCUUUUGGAGAUACCCAAUGUACUACAUCUCCUUUCACAAGUAUGCGUAUCAAGGAUUCUACAAGAACGAGUUCGAAGGCCUAAUUUUCCCAAACAAUGAGGCGAGGCAGGCAGCCACCAUAACCGGCAAAGAGAUCUUGAGGAAUACUUGGCAAGUGGAGAUGGGUUACUCUAAGUGGGUGGAUCUUGCUAUUUUGUUGGGAAUGGUGGUUCUAUACCGAUUCAUGUUUCUAGGUAUUGUGAAAUUUAUCGAAAAGGUUAAGCCCAUUCUUAGAUCUGUCGAUGCUGCUCCGUCUAAACAGGCGGCGGCGCAGUUUGAAGAUCCAUAAUCGACGCCCAGGGCAUCAAUGAAGAACCAAGUGUGUGCCUUUUCUGUUGCUACCCAUAAUCUAUAUCGAUCUAAGUUUGUUUUUUCAGGAUGAAUUAAUGGCUUGUGUAGGAUUUGCGAUUAGGGUGAUUGCUUAUCAGCAAAUCGUAUGUUGUAUUCUUGCUACUUAAUUUAUCAUCCACGGGUUUGAUAUUUUGAGUAAAAUCUUUGUAGCAUAACGUACAAUUCUAGAUUUUCGUAGGAAAAUCAGUACUGGUGGGACAUACAUGUCGAAAUCAUAUAGAUCAUACUUAAUUCCUA
Messenger RNA from Diospyros lotus (date-plum), 2590 nucleotides. RefSeq names its product ABC transporter G family member 1-like. Gene Ontology annotation, molecular function: ATP binding; ABC-type transporter activity; ATP hydrolysis activity. Gene Ontology annotation, cellular component: membrane. The record is from RefSeq and is a predicted model, not a curated record. Lineage: Eukaryota; Viridiplantae; Streptophyta; Magnoliopsida; Ericales; Ebenaceae. Bases 60 to 2291 code for a protein of 743 amino acids. The transcript is spliced from 8 exons.